Nothobranchius furzeri (turquoise killifish) is the source of this 5795-nucleotide messenger RNA. The record is from RefSeq and is a predicted model, not a curated record. Lineage: Eukaryota; Metazoa; Chordata; Actinopteri; Cyprinodontiformes; Nothobranchiidae.
GAAGACAUUUAUACAAAUUAAAGGGAAAGGUUGGAAGAAUGGAAGUCAUUCAAAUGAGUAACAGAAAUCAAGUAGUAAUAACAAGGAUGAGAAUGGGACAUACAGCUUUGAACAGUACGCUUUUUAUUCUUGGACGGCAUAAUACCGGUAUGCGUGACUGUGGACUUGAUAGGGAAACAGUAGAACAUGUAUUAUGUACUUGUAGAAAAUAUGUGGGGAUAGGGAUGGGUAACUUUGACAUUUGAAUCGAUUCGGUACUAAUUCCCGGUACCUAGGAAUCGAUACCGGUACUUAACGGUACCAAUUUUCGAUACUUUUGAGUGUUUAUUAUUAUAAUUCUCUUUUAUAAUUAAAUAUGUAUUUUUCUCAAUAUAUAACAAUAUUUGAUAAAUAUCACGAUAAAUAACAUUCAGCUGUUUGUAUUUUAACAUCGUCCUUGUAGUUUUAUAAGCUGAUAAUUAAACUGAAGCAAACAUUUUUACUGUGAAUUAAAUUUACUGUGAUUUUUCUACUGGGAAGUUAGAAUUUCCGAGGAGAAAGCGAACGCACCAUUAGCUGAUAACAAUGGUGGCAAUGGAAGCUAACAUAUCAAGCUAACGUUAUCUUAAACAGUUUAUUUAGCUGCUGGAGCAGAUUAAAACGAUGAUUUAGAUCAUUGUCACUGGUUUCAUCUUCACCCAAUCGUCGCAUUUAGUAAAGUGAAGCCAAACUUUAGAGCGUGUUCAUGUUCUUCGUUUUUGUAUUUGUUUGUAGCAAACGCUACUGGAAUGCAUAGAUUGAGCUACGUAGCCAAGAUGAUUAAUUAUUGACCUGUUGUACAUUCGUGAUAUGUUUACCGGUAAACCGGUGUCACAGGGGGAUCUCGCACAGGGCGCCAUUUAGGCCAGCUGAAUUUUGUCUUAAAUAUAAGACAAGACUGUUACACUUGAUGAAAGAUAAUGGUGAACUAUUAGCAGGGGCGGAGCUUGAUAUGUGCAACAUGUGCGGCCGAACAGGGCAGUCUGCAGGCAUGGUGGCGCAGUGGUUAGCACUGUUGCCUCGCAACACGAAAGUCGCGGGUUCGAAACUCGGCUGCGGCCUUUCUGCGUGGAGUUGCGUGUUCUCCCCAUGCAUGCGUGGGUUUCCUCCGGGUGCUCCGGUUUCCCCCACAGAUCACAACAUGCCCUAUAGGUUAAAAAAAAAAAAAAAAUUGUAAGUCGCUUUGGGUAAAAGCGUCUGCUAAGCACGUAAACAUAAACAUAUAACUUUAGCCCUCCUAAAUCUGAUUUUAUAAAAUUAUUAAUAGCACUUCCUAAAGAGGUGGUCUUCCAGUACAGAAACAUUAUUCAACACCAACCUAUAAAUCCACAGUAUGGUUCUAUCUCCAUCCCUUAUGGAUAAAAAGUGUACCAACCAAUUUAUUAGACGGUGUUUUACUGAUCAACUAUACCCUUGUAAAGUCAACAAGAACAUAAUUUACAAAUUUGGUAAAAGCUCCAUUAUUAAACUAAGGACUCUUUAUUUAAAAGUUCCUGUUCAACCUAAAGUAAAAGAAACACAUUUUUAAUUUUUAAACAAUGUCUAUCCCUCAAAGGAUCUGCUCAGAAAACGUUUUAACAUUGAUGAUAACUCAUGUUCCUUUUGUGGGAAGGAUGUUGAAACAACUGAUCAUAUUUUCUUUGAAUGCAACAAGACACGGACGUUUUGGAACUGUUUUGAAAACUGGAUUCAACCUCAGAUUGGAAUCCCAUGUCCCAUUUGAAGAGAUGUCGUCACCUUAGGAACUCUCCUUCAAACAAACAACAAAGAACUCCGCUACAAUCUACUUCUCUGUCUGGCAAAAUUCUUCAUACAUGAACAAAAAAUACUGAAAUCACCCCCUGUGUUCAAUGCAUUUGUACAUGAUUAUAGAUUGUAUCUAAGAUCCCUUAAAUGUAUCAAUAAUAACAGCUAUGAAGAUAUGUAUAGACUUUUGUGUCACUCUUAAAAAUGCUGGGUUAUUUUUCUAACCCAACUGCUGGGUUAAGGCUGAAUUUUUAGAGGUUGGGUCAAUUUAACACAUCAUUGGGUUAAAAAUUCUGACCCAGCGUAUUGGGUUAAAAAAAGGCGGGAAAUAGUAAGAUCCUCCCCCUUGUCUGUGAGCCCGCUUCACCAUUUUAAACCAGAGGAUGACACGGACAUUAAUGGAGUUUCACACCAUCAAGGAUUUAAAAUAAGGUAAGAUGUUACUAAUAAAGAGUUUAAAGAUUCAUUUCAUUAAAACUGGACAUGUAGAUGAUAAAGUAAUGGAUUUUUAGCCUGUCUGUUCAAGACAACCUACUCAUAGUUUAGAUUAGGUAGCUGGCUACUUACCUUCCUAGCAUCGAUAUAUAUAUAUAUAUAUUUUAGAUAGAAUGUAACAGAAUCCGCAGCACAAGGGCUCUGGAAAAUGUUGUGAUCUUCUGUCCACACUCCCUGACAUAGUGAGGCUCUACUGGGGGACGUUAGGCCUUCUGGCUAUUUUAUACCAGUGGUAGCGUCCCCGCUAACGGCAGAGGGCCUUUAUGCUACAGUCAUGUGAAUAAUGUAACACAUUUCAAUUUUACAGACAAAUGGGUGGAUGUGGCUUUGUUGCUGCUGCCAGUGCUUCUCCAAACUGCACCAUACAAGUUGAAGGAGAGCGUUCCGACCAAGCAGAGGUUCAGCAGGCCUUCACUGACUUCCAACCUACUGGAACCAGUCUGGUGAAGAACCUGAAUGGGACCACAGUGGAGCACCACAUGUCCUUAUGGCUGCAGAAGACCAUCGAUGUUCCCAAGAAUUUUUGAUCGUCAAUGGAACUGGAAUACCCAUCUGUUCUUAGACAUUUUUUGUGUGGAUGACAACCAUCCAAAACCACGUGCACAGAUUUGGGGGUUUAUUCAGACAUUUAUCUUUGUUGUGUUACCUGGUCUCCUUAGGUCUUCUGUAGGUCUUCUACUAGGUAAUUAAACACUGAGACACAGCUGUUUAGGUCCAGCGAACUUUUACUUCCAGGCUCCAGCCUCAACUCUUUAACCCUCAACAGUAACACGUGACACUAGUGCCCCCUAGUGAUCACCGUCAUAACAGCAUGUACAUUACAGUACAAUACGCCACAAUCUUUGCAUCAUGAAUCUAAUGCUGUGAAGCUUUGAGGGCUCAUGUUGCUAUGAUGUAAGGUUGAUUUUCUGCUGACUACAGCAUUAAGGUGAGUGUUGGGUGUUGAUGGACAUUUACUUCACUACAGUUCUUCCAUUAAAAUUGUUUAACAUGUUUAAGACAUUACAAGUUACGAAAUGUUUAAUAUUUGUCGUUAAAAAAUGCAAUUAGUAGUCAUUUACAAAACAAGUUUGAAUAUGAAUGCAUGUUUAGAGAAAGUAGAAAAUGCAGCUUUAUUUGUUAUCUUUGUAUUUUGAAAAUUAACAUAAUUUUUGUGAUAAAGAAUUGACUGAGACAUGUUCAUUUUGUUUUAUUGAAUUAUUCAAUUUGUAUUUUAUUUAUUGUCUUUACUGUAGAGUUGGGUCAUUUUAACCCAAGGUUUAGUAAUUUAAUAACCCAGAAGUUGGGUUUUAUUUUUAACCCAGUUUUGGGUAGUCCCAACUAUACAGUUGGGUCAUUUUAACCCAUUGAUUGGGUAGAAAGCAUAACCCAACAAGCUGGGUCAAACUCAUAACCCAACCCUGCUUGGUUAAAAUAACCCAGCACUGGGUCGGUCCAUUGGGUUGUUUUGUAACCCAGCAGUUUUAAGUGUGUACACAGUUCCGGAAAGUCUACACAGUGGCAUUUCUUUAUUAGCACGUGACUGGGGUGGAACUUGCUAUACUUUCAGUCAGGGGUAGGAGGAGUAAGCAACACUGUCUGCACACGCCGGGAGCCUCACUGCAUACUUCUGGCUCGCGUCAGAACGGAGCGGAGUUUGAUUGAAUCAGUUCACUGCUGACGGUGUCCAUCAACUAAACCAGCAGAUUACUAAACUGACUGAUCUGACGGCAGACAGCUAACGGGCUCUGCACCGGAGCCGGUAGGUAUGUACCGGCAUUCCUGUUGCUGGCGGACCGGGAUCUCGCAGCAGCUUCUCCUCAUGCUGCCCCGGAGGCUCGCUGUGGGCUCUGCGCUCUUCUUGGCUGUGUCCAUGGUCUUUGCUGCCAGUCCUGAAGAGCCAGAGGAGAUCCAGGCAGAAGAAGGAAUGGAUGUUCUCCUGAAGUACAUGAAGCCCCAGAACACCAACAUUUCUAUGUGGAAGUGGGCCAAGGUCCACCUGGAUGGACAGCAGUACCUGUGGUUCUACAGUGAUGGACGCUUAUAUCCGUACCAGAGUGGACAGUUUAGGGGCCGAGUGAGGCCAGCUGAUCCUCAGAUGAGGCUCGGAAACUUGUCCAUCAUCCUGUCCAACACCACGGUCAACGACACCGGCAUCUAUAAUGUGGUUAUUAAACUUUCUACUGAACCAGGGAACCAAACCACACAGCGUCACCUGGUUAAUGUGACGAUCGUUCCUACAGGUCACAUGGGUGGAGGAGCCAAGUGUGGAGUAGACAUCUUUUUUCUUAAAGUGAUUCUUCUCCCUCUUGGGAUAGUCUUGGUCUUGGUGGUUAUUGCUAUCAAAACAUUAUUGAAAAAAACAAAACAUUUUGUGUCCGAGAGCAGCUCCGCCCCUCCCCAGUUCCAGUGUUACUGACGGGUCUGACGCUGUCAUGACGACAUCAGCUGAUGCAGGUCUACGGCUCGUCCCUAGGGACAUGUCCUCUCCUGCUGCGCUCCAGUCACCAGAACUUUCUGUCUCCUGGUUGCCAUGACGCUGGUGACUGGAUCAUGAAUGGUGGAGACACUGACUGUCUGACGUGUGGGUUGGGCAUCGAGCAUCGUUGGAACCGGGACUAUCUCAGGUUUUCCAGAAUCCUUCUGGUCUUUUCCAUUCCUAGCUUUCAUUUCCAGGCUGCCGACCGGAAGAAGGGUCGGCGGGCAACCUCUGCACAUUGUGAUUGUAAUGAUUUAAAUGACAUGUCCUGGAACCGCUGGAGGAGAUAAUGCAAAGAAGGAUUCUCCAGAGAAUCAAGAAAAUGAUGGACAACCUGAGCGUUCUCUUCACAAGACUGUCCGACAACGGAAGAGUGUCUUCAGUCAGAGGCUUCUUCAGUUUGGCUGCAACACUGACCGCUACUGGAGAUCCUUCCUGCCAACAGCCGUUGUAAUAUACAACAACUCUUUGAUGACUUGAUUAUUAUUAUUAUUAUGAGCUACUACAGCAAUCAAUUUCCCUCUGGGAUCAAUAAAGUAUUUUUGAAUUGGAUUGAGUUGAAUGUUAUUUAAUAAGCCGUAAGACAAAAGAUUCCAUAGUAAAUAUGAAAUCCACCUUAUGGAUCUGUGAGGUUAUUUUAAACCAGAAGAUUGGAACUUUUUAUUGCAGGGAUUAGUUAACAGCUUCACAUUCACUCAGAGACAACAGACGAGAGAGUCAAGUUUAAAAGUUUAAAGAUUUAUUACCAAACAAAUUAAAACUAGACUAACUUUAACACUAAAUGUAUGGUGUAACUAAGGUGAGGUAAGACUGAGAAUGGUGUAUGUGUGAAUAUUUCAGAACCAGCAAAUCCGGAGAAGCGAUUAGUUCUGACGGGAAAUGAAGGUGAUGUCUUUGCGCUAAGCUUUAGGAGAUUCAUAAACACAUUCGACGCCAUUCUGUCGAUCUACAUACCCUGGUGGAAGUCCCUGUUAGAUCAGGAAGGUCGAGGUCCAGGUUGACCUUCCCUGGAACCGAAGCCGGUAGGAAAAGAAGCAGUUGCCGAUCAGUCCAGUCUGUGAGAUACUUCCGUGUCACA